Molecule: messenger RNA, 941 nt
Organism: Ostreococcus tauri
Lineage: Eukaryota; Viridiplantae; Chlorophyta; Mamiellophyceae; Mamiellales; Bathycoccaceae
Product: unnamed product
Exons: 1
Source: RefSeq, a predicted model, not a curated record
CGGAUGAAGCAGCCGCUGCGUUUCUCGCCGCGCUCCCGGCGCGGGGCGAACCGCGACGGAAUCCGCCGAGCGAGGCGCCGGCUCCGACGCCGCAACGGUUCCGUGAUGACAAGAGCCGAGAUCACCCGGGAUGGCAGCUCUUCAAAGGCGUUUUCAGCGACUCGGACGUGACGCGGUUGCUUGCGUUGAAGUCAAAAGUGAAGGCUAAUGAGUGGGCGCAUCUUUUCAACAGCGCCACGUGGGAGCCAAGCGAUCGCGAUAAGGCGCGUAUCUGCACCGCGCUCAAGUCGACGGAGCUUAAAAGAUCAUACGAGUGUGUCGUCAUGCCGCGGCAACGCAAAGGGUGGAGCGUGGCCGUCCACAAUAGCGCGUUCAGACAGCAAGCUCACGUGGGAACUGUGGAGGACGAGACGUGGAUCGUCGAUCGCAUCAGGCCCCUUCUCCCCGAGAACGCCGUGUUCCCGCCGUUGGGUCACAUCACGUACAUGAUUCAGAACGUGCGCGACGUGCCGCGUUUGGAGUCUCGGGGCGAGCAGCCUAUGCACUACGAUUUCAAACCCGGUUCGCAGAGGUUGGGUGUCAUCAUCAGCCUUCACGAUUCGGUCUACUUGGCAGUCGGCGACCGGUGGUCAGAGGACGUGUCGAAGGUGCGUGAGCGCGUGCGCGUACCGAAUGGUUCUGUGUUUGUUUUCGCGGGUUCCGUCCCGCACGCGGGGAUGGGCGACGUGGGCGAGGAUGGGGUGGAGAGAAUACACAUGUGUGUCGGUCUGGAAUGUGCGCCUCAAGACGUCCAUCCGGUCGGCGUCGGCGAAGACCGUGGUGAGUUACUCACGUUUUUAGCGUCACAGGAAUACGCACAGGCGAACGCUUUGUCAAUGCGCUCGACGACGACGCGCCCGCGACCAAGAAAAACCAAGGCACGAGGCCGAAAGGCUAAAUAA